Messenger RNA from Penicillium taxi, 225 nucleotides. RefSeq lists its product as uncharacterized. The transcript has a single exon. The record is from RefSeq and is a predicted model, not a curated record. Bases 1 to 225 code for a protein of 74 amino acids. NCBI's taxonomy places the organism in Eukaryota, Fungi, Ascomycota, Eurotiomycetes, Eurotiales, Aspergillaceae.
AUGAUAGUACGGUGCCUCGCGCACCAGACAUCACCAUCCUACACUAAAAUACGCCCCCCUCCCCUACUACACCUCUCCCUCCGCCGACGCGGAGCUCUGCCCUCUUCAGCAAAGGAGACACCGAGAGGGGGCCUGGAUGUAAAGGGAUGGACACCUACGAGAUGGGACUACAGCGGAGUGAGACUCCUUGAGAUACCACUGGGUCGACACCAUGGCGCCAACUAG